AAUGAAUGUCGCUCAAGCAUUGCAUUACUGCGUACAAUAGCUUCUGAUUUGUGCGCUCUUUUUUUGCGCUGUACUGUAUGGCCAGUGAGAGGACGCGUUUGCCGCUGCUGCUAUGACAACAGCGCGCGCUUUUUCCAACUUUUGAGUGAUUCACAGCCCACAUUCGCGGUUAUCCAGUAGGAUCUGAAAGAAAACCAAGCAACGGUCCCACUAGAGGAAGUGGUUCCUUUCUUUUCUUUUUUUUUUUUUUUUUUUAGAAGACUGUGUACACUCAUACUGUACUGCACUGAGGAACCACAAACACUCUCCAUAUCUAUUCAGGCACAGCUGGAGUGACAUUUUGGCACGUUCACUCGCUCUCAGCUCUCACUUCUUAAAGUUUGAGGCAGCGUGUCAGUGAGGGAAAAAAUAUGGAUUUUCAGUGCGGAUAUUAAAGGCAAUAGGAUUUAAGAAACUAGAACGAUUGAGGUCACCACUAAAGUGUACAUUUCAUUCAUACGUUAUUUUAUUUUACCCCCAUUUCCAUGGCGACGGCACGGAGCGGUCAUCGAUAAGCGCUCUGUACUAAGUACGCGAGGGAUUUUGUUGUCUACCUGGGGAGGAAAUCUGGAUUAACAGAUGAACUGUAAUGGCUAACUAACGCGUUUCUCUUUUGGACUACUGUGAACGGAUUUACACUAAGAAAACUCCGCAGAUGAAGAUGGUUGCGUGUGGAGGCUGCGCGGCGUCCUGGAGGAGGUGUGUGGUGGUGAUGAGUCUCAGACUGCUGUUCCUUCUCCCCGCAGGUCUGCCUGUCCGCAGUCAAGGAGAAUCCCAAUCCGAUAACAAACAGAUGGACAAUAUCACCAUCAGACAAGGAGAGACGCUCUUCCUCAGUUGCUCACAAGGGGACUUUGUGACACACACAGCAUGGCUGAACAGAUCAAGUAUACUGUACGCCGGAGAGGAUAAGUGGUCUGUGGACCCCCGGGUGAGUUUGGUUACUCUGAACCAGGAUGAGUUCACCAUCAAGAUUGAGGACGUGGACUUGACAGACGAGGGCCAAUACAUCUGCGCGGUGCAGACUAGCAGCAGACCCCGAACCACGUCCGUGCACAUCAUCGUUCAAGUUCCUCCAAAGAUCGUGAACCUGUCAAAGGACCUUGUGGUAAACGAAGGCUCCAACGUCACUUUGAUGUGCCUGGCUAACGGAAAACCAGAACCUGCCAUCGUCUGGAGGAUGUUAUCACCUUCAGAUGACAGCCUAGGUUCAGACAAUGAGGUUCUGGAGAUUCCCUUCAUCAGCAGAUAUAGAGCAGGAGUGUACGAAUGCACCGCAGCGAACGACAUUGCAGUAGACACACAGACUGUUGAGCUCACAGUCAAUUACCCUCCCAGUGUUUCAGAUGGCAGAGAUGUUGGCGUGACCCUGGGUCAGAGAGGUGUCCUGGAGUGUGAGGCAGAUGCUGUACCCGAGGCAGAUUUUGAGUGGUACAGAGAUGACAGGAGGAUCUUCAAUGGCUUUGAUGGCAUAGAGAUCGAGGAUGCCGGAGCACUUUCAAAGCUGACUUUCUUCAACGUGUCCGAGGCAGACUACGGCAAUUACACUUGUGUCGCUAUCAACAAACUUGGGAGCGCUAACACAAGCAUCGUCCUGUACGAAAUAAUUGAACCCACUAGUUCAACGCUAUUGCAAGUGGAGACGACUUCUGUUUUAGAAAUGACUUCAUCCGAUUUAAAGCGCACAGCCUUUGAAAACAAUGAUUUGUGGGAAGGACCCGGAGCAGUUCAGGAUGGCAACAGCGGCACGUCAACGGUCUUCACACCCACCUGUCUACUUCUCAUCGUACUUCUACAACUCUUGCUCAAGUUUUGAUGCCGAAGAUGUUUUCAGUGGAUAAAAAUCAACGUUUGUGUGACAUCACUCUCAUCCUGGAGUCACAAAUCGUGCAUGGGUUACCAAAAAUGCCUGAAAAUGUGCAUGGGGUACCCAAGUACUUCCUUUUAAUAAAGUAAUCAUGCAUUUCUUUUGUUUAUAAUAGAGUUUAAUAAUGUAACUUCUCUUACAUUGCUAAUUACCACACUGUUUUGCCCCAACGAAUACAGCUUUGUAUUCCGUAAAAGCAAAUGACAGAGAGGCAUGUCUAAUUUUAUUUAUUUUUGUGACUGUCAUUUUAAUUGAACUCUGUAACCCCUUAAGAAUUCAUAUAGAAUACUGCGUGAUUGGGGAAUAAUUAUUUCAAGUCAAAGGCAUGCGAUAAGGAAGGGCAUAUGUCUUUUUUUUUGAGUUGUCGAUAUAUUUUUACUGUAUCAUAACUGUACAGCCAAUCAAAAUAAGCAGCAAAAAAGACACGUUUUAGCUCUGUAAUAUUCACAUCAUAUAUCAUUUUGAGUACUCCUAAUCUGCAUUUUAGCGUUUAACACACACAACUGAAAACAGUGCGGUACAUAUCAGUAUGUUUUAUUUUGAUUAUGUUUUGAUGACCAGAACGACUAUGCAGAACCGAAAGCUCUAUAAAAUGAUUUAUUUGCACCGCAAAGGAAUAAAUCAGAUGUUGGAGUCGUGUUAGUAUAUAUGGGAUGACACCAGGUUAUUGGAUCCAUUUUGAGAGCCCAAAGAGCAAUCUGCUUAUACCUGUUGACAUCAAGUUAUUUUUAUUACCAUGGCAGUUUUUCAAAUGGCUUUUUGUUUCAUUUUGUCCAGAUUUUGAGUUAUACGAACCAAACCGGGCGCUUAAAUGUUCUUUAUUUAAACACUUCUUGUCGUCGUUCCUGCUAACAUCUCUGUAUGUAUAUGCAUAUAUCCAACUUGUACAAAGGGAAAAUAUGCACACUUGUUUUUACUAAAAUUGUGAACCUGUUUAAUACAAUGCAACGUUUUCUAUUUUUGUUAUUCCCUUUUUCAGAAGCUGUGUAAUUUAUUUCUCAAAGGGUUAUAGUAGAUACAAGCUCAUUGCAGUUACUCAUUGUGAAAUCUGAUGUCUAAAUAUUGUGCUUUUGGAAGAAGCAGAUGCGACUCAUUUGUCCUUCAUCAUCUCAUCAUGAGCAGAUGUCCUGUUACCAUCCGUAUUCUGUGGGGGGGAAGGGAGAUUUGAUUUGAAUCGUUUCUGAAACUUACCAUCGCAGUAUUAAGGUGUUGGUUGACCUCAAAUCCAUAUUAAGAUUUUCUUUUGUUUUGUUGCAGUGUUUGAUAGGAUAUAUGCCUAAUGUUUCCAUUUUAUCUCCAAUGUGGUUAAAGGAAUAGUUCAGACAAAGAUGAAAAUUGAAAAUCAUUUAUUCACCCUCAUGGCACUCCAAAUAAAAAUAAAAAAAAUGACCAUGGAAGUCUGAGAUUGACUAAUCAUAAAUAAGUAUUCCUUAUUUAGCUGAUUAUGUUGACAGACAUUUUUGGAUGAGCUAUCCCUUUAAAUAUCAUGUUUUUAAAACCACAUAUCAGAUACAAAUCAGUGGAUUUUAAGCACAAGUUGUAUGUUAAUGAAAGGAAAUGUCAUGUGUGUGCAAAGUUUAAUGGGUGACAGUGUGUGUUCUUGCCCCAAAGGUGUAUUAUUCAACAUUAUGGUUUCAUUUUUCAUUUUAUUUUUUAUAAGAUAUAGGGAACACAACCAGACUAAGAACAGUCCACAUAUUUCACAUAUAGACAGAUCAGUGAGAUUAACCUGACAAGUCAGAAAUCCACACUUUUAUGAUUAAAUUUAAAUUUGAAACCACAAAAAGAAGCACCUCCUAAUAAUGCCUGUGAUUUCCUCUGAGGAAGAGUUUGGAUCAAGAAUGAUCAAAGAGAGGGCGAUCAAUCGAUGCACUGUAUUAACAGAAACACAGGGCUUGUCUGUGCAUGGCUGUAAUGCAAUUCAUAUGUUUGUCCAACUUGGUGCAAAGAAUUUACUUCUUUUUUUUUUUUUAAUCUCACCAUUCAACCAUUAAAACAACCAGCCUGGAGAAGGUCAUUUUGUUCCGCUGAUCUCUAGUGGUUCCCUGGAGAGGAACAAAUCUAGUAUUUUAACUCCUUGUACUGUAAAGAAAUUGUUUUGUCAUAUGUUUUUCCUUUAAUGGCGAUGGUGUGUUCAUAUUUAAGACUUACAAUAAUAAAAUGUUGUAUCUAAAUAGAA
Megalobrama amblycephala (Wuchang bream) is the source of this 4085-nucleotide messenger RNA. It is a transcript of the gene ntm, whose product is annotated as neurotrimin. Bases 695 to 1855 code for a protein of 386 amino acids. The transcript has 9 exons. The record is from RefSeq and is a predicted model, not a curated record. Gene Ontology annotation, cellular component: cell-cell junction; neuron projection. Gene Ontology annotation, biological process: cell-cell adhesion. Lineage: Eukaryota; Metazoa; Chordata; Actinopteri; Cypriniformes; Xenocyprididae. Gene Ontology annotation, molecular function: cell adhesion molecule binding.